This is a messenger RNA of Diabrotica balteata, 819 nucleotides long. The record is from the annotation of a GenBank genome assembly. NCBI's taxonomy places the organism in Eukaryota, Metazoa, Arthropoda, Insecta, Coleoptera, Chrysomelidae.
AACACUGUGUGACAUCUUCAACUAAAAACAUUGUAAUUGUAAUAUUAAUUCUAUUUAAUUAAAAUUUUGUUUUGUAAACUGUAAAUAAUGGCGAAUCCAAACUCUACCGGACCUCUAGGAUCGGGAAAUACAGAAGACGAUGAACUGACACUUCCUAGAGCUAGCAUUAAUAAAAUGAUAAAAGAAUUAGUACCCUCAGUUAGGAUAGCAAAUGAAGCAAGAGAAUUAAUUUUAAAUUGUUGCACAGAAUUUAUCCAUUUAUUAAGCUCAGAAGCAAAUGAAAUUUGUAAUCAGCUUCACAAAAAGACGAUAAAUGCGGAGCAUGUUUUAAUGGCUCUGAACAGGCUUGGAUUUUGUGAUUACACGGCGGAAGCUGAAGCUGUCCUCAAAGAUUGUAAAGCAGUCGCAGCAAAACGCAGACGACAAAGUACCAGACUAGAAAAUCUAGGUAUACCAGAAGAAGAAUUGUUAAGGCAACAACAAGAACUGUUUGCCAAAGCUAGACAGGAACAAGCACAAGCCGAUCAACAACAGUGGGAACAACUACAAGCAGCAGCUGCGAGACAAGCACAGCAGCAGCAACAACAACAAGGAGAAGAUGAUCUAGACGAUUAUUGUUAGGUGUUAGGAGUGAUAGUGGAGUACAAAAAGGCACUGUAGGUAGAUAAUAAUUCUGUUCUUUAUUUUAAAAGUUUUAUAUAUUUUUAAUUUAAAUUAAUUUACAGUAAUUUUUUGAUAUACAUUAGCACACCCAUAAUGUGUCUUUUCUGCUUUCUGCUAUAAAAGUGUCUUUUUUAUAAAAGAACAGUUUUUUAAUAG